Molecule: messenger RNA, 6081 nt
Organism: Sus scrofa (pig)
Lineage: Eukaryota; Metazoa; Chordata; Mammalia; Artiodactyla; Suidae
Source: RefSeq, a predicted model, not a curated record
AUGGUUGAUCGUUGUCCUAAGAGCUUAGAGUUGGAAGGGAGGCCGAAUGUGCUGGCUGCCAGGGUCAUCCUGGACAGCCAGGGCCCAGAGGCCCACCUGGCAUGGAUGGCUGUAAUGGAACUCAAGGAGAUGUUGGAUUUCCAGGCCCUGAUGGCUAUCCUGGGCUUCUCGGACUGCCUGGGACAUUUGACAGUUAUUAUCAACAUUUUUGGUCAUCACGACUGGGGUUUGCUACUGGCACUGGACAGCCCCCAGCACAUCAUCAAGAAGUCGUCUGUCCCAAAGUAUCAACAGUGGGUCUUGCCCCUCUCCGCCGCCCGCACUGGGGAGCCUGCUUUGGGCCCCGGGGAGAAGCUCGAGCAGAGGGUGGCCACGCUGGCAGCCUGCCUCUCAGACCAGCAGGACCCGAGUCCCUCUUUUGAGAGCAUUAGGACUCCUGACUUCCUCGGCCUGACAUCAUCCUCUAACAAGGACCGUGACCAUAGCAGAGUCCCAAGCCUCCUGAACGGCGAGAAGGGUGGUGUUGGCCCACCAGGCCCCGAUGUUUUCAUCGAUACAGAUGGUGCUGUGAUCUCAGGUUAUCCUGGAGACCCCGGUAUGCCAGGCCUCCCAGGCCUAAAAGGAGAUGAAGGCAUCCAGGGCCUGCCUGGCCCUUCCGGUGUCCCUGGAUUACCAGCUUUAUCAGGGCCCCAGGGCGUUCCAGGCCUGAAAGGGGACCAAGGAAACCCCGGCCGCACCACAAUUGGGCCAGCUGGCCUCCCUGGCAGAGAUGGUUUGCCAGGCCUGCCAGGCCUACCAGGCCCACCCGGUCCAGCAUUUGAGACGGGAACCCUCCAGGGCCUAGAGCCAGGGUCUCCUGGACUCCGAGGAGAACGAGGUCCAAAAGGAAACCCAGGCCCCAAAGGAAUGAAAGGCCUGUUGGAAGUGCCACCUAUGGGGCUCCAAGAUGGAGACAGCGAUCAAGCUCACACAGGACAAAGGGGCUCCCAGGCUCCUCUGCCUGCCCCCCUCCACCUGCAGGAGGGGACUCGGGUUUCUGUGCUUGUGAUGGUGGUAUUUCCAACGUUGGACCCCCAGGGGAGUCAGGCCUGCCUGGGCCACCAGGUCUCCUGGGCCCUCCAGGCCCUAAAGGAACCAGAGGAGAUCCAGGCUCUGGGGGUGCACAGGGCCCAUCAGGGGAUCCCGGUUUAUUUGGGCCUCAAGGUCCAGCAGGUCCCAAAGGAAAGAAAGGGGAACCGAGCCUCAGUACAGGAUCAGGGUUGCCAGGCGAUCAGGGUGAUCCUGGGCUGCAGGGGCUCCCUGGUGAGCCAGGCGUGCCAGGCAAGGAUGGAAUACCAGGUUUACCAGGUCUCCCAGGCCUUCCGGGGCUUCCCUGGUGAAAAGGGGUUACCAGGACUUCCUGGUGAAAGGCACACUGGUCCAACUGGACCCCCAGGAAUUGGGCUACCAGGAUCGCCUGGACCUCGGGGGCUUCCUGGAGAUCAAGGAGUAGAUGGAUUACCAGGGCCACAAGGUCCCUCUGGACUUCCAGGUGACUGCUGCUGCGGAGAGAAGGUUGGGGACAGAGACUUAGACACAGAGGGAGGUGUCACCUUGCCUUGUGUUAUUCCUGGGGCUUACGGUCCACCAGGAUUCCCAGGAACUCCCGGACUCCCAGGCCCUAAAGGGGCCCAUGGCCUCCCAGGGACGCCAGGCCAGCCCGGAUUGCGUGGAAAUAAAGGAGAGCCUGGAAAUCCAGGAUCGGUUCACCUCCCUGAACUGCCAGGAUUUCCUGGACCUCGUGGAGAAAAGGGCUUGCCUGGGUUUCCUGGGCUUCCUGGAAAAGAUGGCUUCCCUGGGAAAGUGGGCAGUCCAGGCUUACCAGGUCCCAAGGGAGCCCCUGGUGACAUCAUUGGUGCCGAGAGCGGUGCUCCGGGGGAGCAAGGCCUGCAGGGACUGCCAGGGGACAGAGGAUUUCCUGGAGACGCUGGCCUUCCAGGACCCAAGGGUUUGCUUGGGAAAUCAGGCUUGCUCGGCCCCAAAGGUGAGCGGGGCAGCCCUGGAACACCAGGCCACACGGGACAGCCAGGCCCCCCCGGGCCUGGUGGUCUAUUCGGCAUCAAGGGCAAACCCGGGCUCCCAGGAGCGCCAGGCUUUCCAGGCACUUCAGGACAUCCUGGGAAGAGAGGUCCAAGAGGCGAGAUAGGUCCCCCCGCAUCAGCUGGCAAGAGAGGCCUGCCUGGGCUGAAAGGCCUUCCGGGAUCUCCUGGCCUAAUUGGCUUCCUGGGGAACCCCGGCUCGCCAGGGGCCACUGGGUUGCCAGGCCUGCCAGGUCCGAAGGGUGAGAAGGGGUCUGUUGGGCUGAUAGGUUUUCCAGGGAUUCCAGGUCUCCCUGGUAUUCCUGGUGCAAGCGGAUUAAAGGGAAUUCCUGGAUCAGCCGGAAGAGUGGGACCUUCUGGACAGGCUGGCAGCCCUGGUGAAAAAGGAGACAGAGGCGACCCAGGGCCAGUGGGAAUCCCCAGUCCAAGACCGCCAAUGCUGAAUGUCCUUUUCAAAGGAGACAGAGGCUCUCAGGGCUCAGCUGGAUCCAUCGGAUUUCCCGGGCCCAGAGGUGACAAGGGAGAAGCUGGCUUCCCCGGGCCACCAGGCUUGCCUGGAGCUCCUGGCUUGCCCAGCAUCAUCAAGGGACUUAGUGGGAUACCAGGCCCUCCUGGUUCCACGGGACUGCGGGGCUUACCCGGCCUGAAGGGGUCCCCUGGAAUCACAGUUCCAGGAGUACCAGGACAAAGUGGCUCACAGGGUCUCAGUGGAGCUCCUGGGCUCCCAGGAGCAUCUGGUCUCCCAGGUUUAAAAGGAGAUCAAGGCCAGACACUUGGAAUUUCUGGUAGCCCAGGACCCAAGGGACAACCUGGAGAGUCUGGUUUCAAAGGUGUGAAAGGAAAAGAUGGACCCGUUGGUGAUGUGGGUUUCCCAGGAAACAAAGGGGAAGAUGGGAAUGCUGGUAUUCCUGGAGCUGUUGGCCUUCCUGGCUCCCCAGGACUCCCCGGGGUCGCAGGCAUGAGGGGAAAUCCAGGGCUUCCAGGUUCUCCAGGCCACCCAGGGGCAUCUGGGCCCCUGGGACCCCCUGGCCUCGUAGGAACCAAAGGUUUCCCUGGACUUCCUGGUUUACAUGGACUAAACGGGCUUCCAGGAACCAAAGGGACUCAUGGAACUCCAGGACCUAGCAUAACUGGUGUGCCUGGGCCAGCUGGCCUGCCUGGUCCCAAAGGAGAGAAAGGCUCUCCAGGAGUUGGCAUUGGAGCCCCAGGAAAUCCAGGCGUGAGAGGGCAAAAGGGUAGCCGAGGUUUCCCAGGUCUUCAGGGCCCCGCUGGUCUCCCCGGUCCCCCAGGCCACUCCUUGCCUUCAGUCAUAGCAGGACAGCCUGGUGACCCCGGGCGACCAGGCCUAGAUGGAGAACGAGGCCGCCCAGGCCCCCCGGGGCCCCUAGGUCCCCCGGGGCCAUCCUCGGAUCAAGGCGACCCUGGAGACCCUGGCUUCCCUGGAAUUCCUGGUCCUCGAGGGCCCAAGGGAGACCAAGGAAUCCCAGGUUUCUCUGGCCUCCCAGGAGCAUUGGGACUGAAAGGCAUGAAAGGGGAGCCUGGAUUCAUGGGGAUUCCAGGCAAGGUUGGGCCAUCCGGAGACCCAGGAUUUCCCGGGAUGAAGGGGAAAGCAGGGCCAAGAGGUCUUUCCGGCCCUCGAGGUGCUCCUGGCCAAACACCAAUUGCAGAAGCUAUCCGGGCUCCUCCUGGACCCAUGGGUCUUCCAGGCAUUGAUGGUAUUCCCGGCCUCACGGGGGACCCUGGGGCCCAAGGCCCUAUAGGCCUACAAGGUACCAAAGGUUUACCUGGCAUCCCUGGCAAAGAUGGCCCCACUGGUCUCCCCGGCCCACCUGGGGCUCUUGGUGAUCCUGGUCUCCCUGGACUGCAAGGCCCUCCAGGAUAUGAAGGAGCUCCAGGGAAGCAGGGCCCCUUUGGGACGGCUGGAUUGCCCGGGCAGAGCGUGAGAGUGGGCUACACCUUGGUGAAACACAGCCAGUCGGAACAGGUGCCCCUGUGUCCCAUCGGGAUGAGCCAGCUCUGGGUGGGUUACAGCCUGCUGUUUGUGGAGGGGCAGGAGAAAGCCCACAACCAGGAUCUGGGGUUUGCUGGCUCCUGCCUGCCCCGCUUCAGCACCAUGCCCUUCAUCUACUGCAACAUCAACGAAGUGUGCCACUAUGCCCGGCGCAACGAUAAAUCCUACUGGCUCUCCACUACCGCCCCCAUCCCCAUGAUGCCCGUCGGCCAGUCGCAGAUUCCCCAGUAUAUCAGCCGCUGCUCUGUGUGUGAGGCACCCUCCCAAGCUAUUGCCGUGCACAGCCAGGACAUCACCAUCCCGCAGUGCCCCCUGGGCUGGCGCAGCCUCUGGAUCGGCUACUCCUUCCUCAUGCACACAGCCGCUGGUGCUGAGGGUGGGGGCCAGUCCCUAGUGUCCCCCGGCUCCUGCCUCGAGGACUUUCGGGCCACACCCUUCAUCGAGUGCAGUGGUGCCCGAGGCACCUGCCACUACUUUGCCAACAAGUACAGUUUCUGGCUGACGACGGUGGAGGAGCGGCAGCAGUUUGGGGAGGAGCCGGUCUCUGAGACGCUGAAAGCCGGGCAGCUCCACACCCGGGUCAGCCGCUGCCAGGUGUGUAUGAAAAGCGUGUAGGGCGGCCCCUGCCACUCUGCCCCUGGCCCUCCCCUCCUCCACACAACGGUCACCUCACAAACCUGAUCGGUCUGAAGAAGGAAGGCCUAACUAAGCCCUUUUCGCCCAUCUGUCAAGUUGUACAUUGGAGUCUCGUUUGGGCUGGACUCCUGGCCACUGGUCACUCCAACCCUCAGGCCCCGUGGACGAGCCGCCCAUCCUGCUGAAAUGUGCUGUCCCCUUUCAGUCUACUUGGUGCUACUGUUUGGGUGGGAUGUUUGCAUGACUAUUCAUGGCUACCUCAGAAAGACCUGCUGGACCACCACUUUCGUAGGAUGCUAGCUAGCCUUCCUUACUUUCUUAAUCAGAAAGCUCUUCAUGAUAGCUGAUAAGUCACUUCUUUAUGGCCAGAGGUCACCGCACAUUAUGUGGCUUAAACUAGAACCCCGUGUUUGUGCAUGAAAAAAAUUUCUCUGGCUCAGCAUUCAUGGAUGGUUCAAGCCUGCCCAGGGCAAGCUCUUACACUUCAUGGACACCCACUGUGUCUAGGCAGGCAGCAGAGCUGGAAUGAGGUGCCAAGCAGUAGCCCGAGGUGAGCUUUGACUCAUAUUAUGUAGGGGAGAGGCUGGAAGGCCAGCUGCCAAUAGGGGCUCAUGAACUUCCCAAGAUCAUGGACAAAUCACUUCCUCCUUGCCUGCUCCCUCCUCAGCCAGAGGCUCCAGGUAUCCUGACCUGGAGAGGAAGCACCAAAUGUGGCCUGACCCAUGAAGGGCAAUGAGAAGCGCAGCCCUUUCUCCCGGGCUGUGGCGGGGGGUGGGGGUGGGGGCAUGGAGAGGGGGAUGGGUAAGGAGGCAUGAAUUUUGCUUUCAACUCCAGAAACAAAAAGGUAAACCCCUUGUCCCACUCUCUCAGAAGCCCCCGUUUCUGCCAAAUGCCAUCCCGCUGUCUGCAAGGUGGCAAAUCGAAGCUGCAGUGUUGGUUCCUGUGCUUGGUGACGCUGUGAGAGCCUUUCCACUAAAAUGCCUCCAAUGGCUCUUUCACGGGUAGCCUGUUAAACCAUUUUAAUACAUUUUUAAACCCUCAUAAAACUCUAGCACACUCCUCGCUUUCGCAGUUGGCAGACCCAAAGCGAGCCUGAGUUGACUAUAAAGGAUAUUGUAUUCUGUUUAGGGGGAUUUGUUUUUACCAUUUCCUUUAAUUAUCAGUUUUACCAGAACACUUAGCUAUGUUGACAUGAGGCAUCCUUCCAGGUGAUUCUCUUUUCUUAAAUAUUAUGUAAACUGUGCCAACACAGACAAGGCAUAAUCAGUAUAAUCUCAACUAUUGUUACUUUCACCUUCUGCGUAUUAAACAUGGUGUCAGCUUUGUACACUGCAAAUAAAAGGAAUUCAACAUGAA